AUGUUGUUGCUGUUGUUUUUGUUGUUGUUGCUGCUGCUGCUGCUGCUGUUGCUACAUAGUAACGAUAAUGACGAUGAUAAUGACGUCAUCGCGGUUAUGGCGGUAAAAGUUAAUUUGUAUUCAAAUGACUUCUCCUCAAUUUACUUUACGUUGUUGGCGAUGUUUAUUUUUCGUUAUCGAUGUUACGAAUGUAGUAAUGAUGAGAUAUCGAAGGUGAUUGACAUGUACAUGUUCCUCUUUGACGACAUCCUACUUCUAUGCAGGGUCAAAAAGACGCCAAGAAAGAAACCAACGACGGUUGACCAAUCGAGUCCCUUCGCUAAAGUCCAGACAGACGGAGCAGUCUUCGUGGUGCAUCGGCAGCCCAUGGCUCUCGACAGAUUCGUCGUACAUGACGUUAGGCCCCUGGAUAACUCUGGGGGAGGGGUAUUUUGGGAUUACGUAGAAAGCACGUGUGACGUGUGUCAAGCUGACGAUGUGGCCAGCAACGAGGUCACCAAAGAUUCAUGUUUGCCGCAUCUCUACGAUGAUUGCAGUCCAUCAACUCAGAAGUCGAAUUUGCUGUUCGGCUGCGUUUCUGCUGCAACUGUCCUCAAGAAUGCGUUUGUUGUUGUUCAGGUCAACCGUUUCCAACAAAUCAUCGGAGUGUACACAUUACAAGCUCCAAAUUACUCCAGCAAGGCACAGUGGAUGAGCCGACUUCACGACGCGCAAGAAUGUUACAAGGAAGCGGCGAGGAAGGCGUCAGUGAACAAGCGUCUGUCGCGAGGUUGUGCCGUCGACAUCACUGUUCAGUGCGAGAACGAAUCGUUCGUUGAAUCUCCUGAAGACAGAGUUGAUGCCUCGCCCACCACAGCUGCUUCAACUUCUGCCGCUGCUGCUACUGGGGGUGGCGCUGGCGUGGGAUACAAAUCGUACGGGAUCCAGCAGAAACUGCAUCCAGGAUCUUUCCUGGGGGUCCCUCAGGGGUCAACCUCCUCCAAGCUGGAUGCCUCAAAAAUGGUGGACACAGAAACAGACUUGAACAAAAAUCGAAAAAUUCGAAGUUCGUCAUCUGACGCUGCUGCAAAUUUGAAGCAGGAAGAAGUUGAAGCACUGGGCGGCAAAGAUGAAAGAAGUUCUUCUGUAUUGAGGAGGACCUCCGAUCCCAUUUGUCAGCACGGUGGACGGGACGACACGUGCGCUGCCGUCGUGGCCUGCAGUGGUUCUGCUACACUCGGGAACAACGUUCAUGAAGAUGCUGCUGCUCUGGUCAGUCGGACCACUGAUGGUGGUGCAAGUGGCGGCGAUGGUGACCACAACAGUGAGAGAAAUUACAUUGAAGAUAAAAUUUCGAAAGCAAACACAGAUUAUUUCAUAACGUCACAUCGCCGCAACACGCUGCUCGACUACUACAACAUCGAGAAAAUAGGCAUGAGACUGAACUCAUCUGAGACAUCGGAUGCAACUCAGCAACUAAAACGUAGUGUUGAAGAUGUCGGCUUCGUUGAUGGAGUUGAUGUUGUUGUUCAUAGCAACGCUGAUAGUUCACUCUCAAAAACGUAUCAACAUAAAGAGCAACAGCAACAACAUCAAAGUUAUGCAGACCAGUCACACACUCCACAAAACAACCAAUUUUACAACCAACAACAUCAUCAUCUCUUCCAACAACAACAUCAAAUAUUCAAUUUGCAACAUCAGUACCAUCAACAACAAAUGCUACAGCAGCAGCAAUUUCAGCAGCAGCAACAACAACAACAGCAACAAUACUAUCUUCCGAAAUCUCUCGCCAGAGCCAGAGCACUUGGUUCUGGUAAGGAGAUCUCCAAUAGUGAUGGGAUUCUGAACAGAAAUCAAAAAUUUACCAACUCAAACAACCACCCCCACCACUACUACUACAACUUAGAUAAAAACUAUGUGAGUGGACUUGGUAGCGUCGAUGUUAACGCUAGUGGUGGCAAAGGUAGUGACGGCUUCAUCAGUGGUGUUGGUGCUGGCUUUGAUGAAAUUAGUCGGUCGCCGUUCUCAAGAAACAAUCCAUUUUUUGAGUUGUGCUAUGAGAGGCAUAUUGAAGAACAACAACAGCAUCAGCAACACCAACCACAACAUCAAUAUCAAUAUCAUCAACAACAACAACAACAACAGCAACAGCAACAAGAACGUUUCCAUCGCUAUCAGCAGCAGCAACAACAAGAUUGUUACGACUACGAUUCAUGUCACCAACAACCCCAUCAACAACAACAACAAAAUAUUUGCUCGUUAGAACGUCGUUAUCAUUAUUACCACCACAUCCAGCAACAACAACAGCAGCAGCAGGCAAAUAACGUUCAAAAACAUCAUCAACAGCAAACAACAUCACCUUUGGCAAUGACGUCAUCACCAAAACAACAACAACAAACACAGCGAGAUCAACAAAUCCGUCAGCAGCAACUUUCACCGCCACCAUCAUCACCGUCGUCGUCAUCAUCAUUACCGGCAUUGUCGCCAUCGUCAUCGUCGUCGUUAAUUUUCAAGAAGCCCCUACACGCCUCACUCCGGCUGAAACGCAAGACCAUGAUGAAGGCAAUUAAGGAGAAAUCUCAAUCUAUUGAUAAGACCUGCCCUCUCUAA
Helobdella robusta is the source of this 2589-nucleotide messenger RNA. RefSeq lists its product as hypothetical. The transcript is spliced from 7 exons. The record is from RefSeq and is a predicted model, not a curated record. NCBI's taxonomy places the organism in Eukaryota, Metazoa, Annelida, Clitellata, Rhynchobdellida, Glossiphoniidae. Gene Ontology annotation, biological process: Rho protein signal transduction. The coding region runs from base 1 to 2589 and encodes 862 amino acids.